GAGAGCCCAUCCUGCAGCCAACUGUCCCUGACAAUUGCAGAAAUUUUGACCCACUUUUUAGCCCGGCAAGCCUCCAGGAUUGUGUAAUUUUGUACUCGUUGCGCAUGUAAUACAUGGCCAGGGCGCCUUGAGCACCUAGCCUACUUUCGCGCCAAUUUGCCACAAAGCAGCUCUUCUGUCGCAGAGGGCCCGGCCGCGGUCCCAGCAACAUGCCGGAUUGGAAGGAGCAGCUAAAGAAUGCGCUGGACGGUGUUAAGUCAGGUGGUGACCGGUGCUGUCGGUGGGCCUCUGCCGGAGGUGGCCGUGCGCGGCGUGGGAAAGCUGGCCCUUCCCAUCGACGCCGGGCAGGCCAAGGACCUCAUCUAUGCGGGCCAGCCCGCGCCCUACGGCAAGGGAACCAACACUGUGCUAGACCCGAACGUCCGAAAGGCAACCCAGAUUGAGGCGGACCGUGUGUGCUUCUCAGAGGGCUGGGAUGCGACCCUGCGCCGUCUUGUUACAGGCGUGGCGACCGCGCUGAGCCUGCCAGGCGGCGGCGCGGGUGUGGAGGCGCGGCUCUACAAACUGUUGGUGUAUGAGGCAGGCGGCCACUUCAAGUCCCACCGCGACACGGAGAAGGAGCCGGGCAUGUUCGGCACCCUGCUGGUGCAGCUGCCGGUGGAGGGCGGCCACACCGGCGGGCAGCUGUCCAUCCGCCAUCUGGGUCGAAAGGAGUCUUGGGACACGGCGGCGCCGCCAGCAGCAGAAACGAAGGCGAAGGGCGGCCGCAAGAGCGCUGGUGGCAAGGCUAGCGGCAGCCAGAGUGGCUCUGCCGGCAAGCAGGCGCCAGCCCUUCAAUAUGCUGCAUUCUAUGCGGACUGCGAGCACGAGCUGCACACGGUCGAGUCCGGGCUGCGUGUGGUCCUCGCCUACAACCUGGUGCGCGUGCAGAAGCCGGCAGCCGCAAAACCUGCGAAGGGGGCUGCGGCCGCUGCUGCUGCUCAGCCAACGAUGGCGCGCCCGGCGAUCAGCGCGGCCUCGCUCAAAGCAGUGACGGAGGCGGUGCGCGCGUGGGAGGCUGCGGCCGCCGCGGCGCAGCCGCUGGUCACUCUACCGCUGGCGCACAAGUACACGGAGGCCAACCUGGACUUUGGCGCACUCAAGAGCGAUGACGGCGUCAAGGUGCAGGCGUUGUUGCAGUGCCCCCUGCUGGACGUGCACCUGGUGCUGAUUUCGAAAACGGUAAUUGGCACCAGCUACAACAGCGGCGCCUGCUACCACAAGCGCCGCCGCCGCCACUUCUGCUGGGGCUAUGAUGACGAGUCGGACAGCGAGGGUUACGAGGACUCGGAGGACAUGGCGGAGACGGCCGUGAUGGACGAGAUCUAUGACACCGACACAGCGACGGGGGCGUGGAUUUCGCCGCUGUUUGGGCGGCUGCAUCAAGGCGCGAGCUUCUACCUGCCCCUGGAGGACAGCAUGCUGGACGACGACGAGGUUUUCCCGGAUGGCCUGGAGCCGGAUGACCGUGAGUACGAGGGCUACACCGGGAACGAGGGCCCGACACUGACGCACGUGUACCACCGCGCCGUGGUGGUGGCGUGGCUGCGCUCGCGCCGGUCGCAGCUGCUGGCCAAGCCCGGCAGCCUCUCCGAUGCCAUCGCACUGGCGGAGCAGCGGCUGGCGCAGCUACGGGGCUCGGGCAGUGGCGGCCGUGACGACACCAGGGCAGUGGGCGCAGCGAGAACCAAAGCGCAGCCGUAUCCGGCAGCGUCCCUGCAGCAAUACCUGCUGCAGCUGGAGGAGCGGCAGCCGCACCCGGUGGAUGACAGCCGCAAGCAGGCGGACGCCAAGCAGGCGCUGCAGGCGGUGCUGGACUGCGCCGCGAAGGAGGUGCCCGUGUGGAUGGGGGGGCGCCCGACUGUGCACAAGGCGCUCACGCUGUUCACCUCACCGGGGGUUGCGCAGCUGUGUGGGCAGCAGUGGCAGCAGCAGGCGUGCGUGCGGGUGGUGCAGAGCCUGACCGCGCCUGCUACAGUCUGGGACCUGACGCAAGAGGGCCUGCCGGCGGCCAUUGCCUCUGCAGCCACUGCGCUCUCGUCGACCGCCUUCAAUGACGCAGUGGCGGACCUGGUUGCGCGGCAGGCGCCGCGGCAGCCGCGUGACUGCUACCGGCUGGUGGCGCAUGAGGCUCUGCCGGCGGCGCUGCGUGUGAGGAUGGUGCAGGCCUUCCGCACUGCCGUCUUUGGCAAUGAGGCUGCCGCAGCCGGCAAUGGUACCGCUGCUGCAGUGGCCGGCGGCAGUGGAUGCCUUGCGCAGAUGCAGGCGACAGAUGUGUGCUUCCUGGCGGGGCUGGUGUUCUCAACAGAGGGCGCCGCGGCAGCGGGCGCAGGAGCAGCCGCGGCGCCCUGCAGCGGCAUGGCGGGCGCCUUCACUGCGGCGGUGCUGCGCCGCGGCGACUGCCAGGCACUGCUGCAGGCGCUGUUGAAGGAGGCGGCGGUGCGACAGGCGCUGUCCACUCAGCCGCCGGAGCCGGCGGCAGUGGAGCUGGUUGUGGCCCGUGCUCGGUACCUCGAGCCGCGGGUGCAGCAAGGGGUCCCCAAGCUCGACUUCUCAAUGCCAAACGCCUCGUGCGAUGAUGCCAGGGUGACCGAGUUCCUUCGCAGCCCCAAUCAGUCACAGAAAUUCGGUGGCUUCGGCUCCAUUGUGGCCGCGCGUCGCUGGGCUAACGCGUACCAGUGUGCUGGCGGCUGCCGUAUGCACGCCGCCGCUGCCGGCUCGGGCCGCAACGCGUUCGUGCAGCUCACGAAGGGCCGCGACAUCUACAACCAACAGCUCGCGCAAUACCAGGCUGCGGUCAAGGAGCUGGCGGAGGUGCGGGCGCUGGUCGGCGCUGCGCCGGCUGCGCCGGCAGCUGGGCUGGCACCGGCUGCGGUGCCCGGGCCGAACGCCGGUGCGGGCGCCGCAGCUGGCCGGGUGGGCGGCGCGGCGGGCAGCGCUCAGGGCGUGGUCGUUCCACGCCAGCAGCAGGCGAACGCGGCUGUCAAGCGCCCGUCUGACGUGGCGGCCGUGGGCGCGGCGGCGCAGCAGCAGCGGCUGCACCAGGCACAGCAGGUGCCGCAGGCGCGCACAGCAGUGGUGCUGGACCUGACUGACGACUGAGCUGGGCCGCGGCUUGUAAGCCUCCGGCCGG
This is a messenger RNA of Chlamydomonas reinhardtii, 3172 nucleotides long. RefSeq lists its product as uncharacterized. The record is from RefSeq and is a predicted model, not a curated record. The transcript is spliced from 5 exons. NCBI's taxonomy places the organism in Eukaryota, Viridiplantae, Chlorophyta, Chlorophyceae, Chlamydomonadales, Chlamydomonadaceae. Bases 238 to 3141 code for a protein of 967 amino acids.